Messenger RNA from Lecanosticta acicola, 2565 nucleotides. The record is from the annotation of a GenBank genome assembly. Lineage: Eukaryota; Fungi; Ascomycota; Dothideomycetes; Mycosphaerellales; Mycosphaerellaceae.
AUGAAGUGGUGGAAUUGGCUGCCCAUCCUACUCUUCUCCGCGCGAGAUGCCAUUGCUGUGCAGAAACGAGAUUACGACGCCCACGAUUAUUACGCCGUUCACCUGAGAAGAGGCGUCAACCCCGAGGAGGUCUCCAGACACCUCGGUCUUGAUUACGAUGGUCGUCUCGGUGAGUUAGAGGACCACUAUAUCUUCCGCGCACACCAAAGACAACAUGAAUACGACCAUAUUCGAACAGAGAAGCAGAGUCUCAAGCAAAGGCGAAGGAAACGGGAGCCAGGCGCCGAACAGCCGCAUAUUCUCGACAAUGUGCUCUUGUCAAAGAAGCAAGAGUUGCACAAGCGCUUCCCGCUAGAGAAGCGCGUUCCUCCCUCGUAUAUUGAAGAGCGACAGAACUUUGGGACUGGCGUUCCUCACGGCGAUGCAAAAGCUAUUCAGGAAGGCUUGCAGAUUGCGCAGAAUCUCAGUAUUUCAGACCCCAUCUUUCAGGAGCAGUGGCAUUUGCACAACAUGGUGGAGGUUGGGCAUGAUAUCAACGUGACUGGCGUAUGGCAGCAGGGAAUCACGGGCAAGGGCAGCACUGUCUGUAUUGUGGACGACGGUGUGGACAUGGACAGCGAUGAUCUCAGGGAAAACUACUUCGCAGAAGGAAGCUGGGACUUUAAUGACCCUGGCCCAGAUCCGAAGCCCAGAUUGUCCGACGACAAACAUGGUACUCGCUGUGCUGGUGAGAUUAGUGCAGUGCGGAACAACGUGUGCGGUGUUGGCGUUGCCUAUGACGGAAAGGUUUCGGGCUGCAGAAUCCUCAGCAAGGUCAUUUCCGACGCAGACGAGGCGACCGCCAUGAACUACGAAUAUCAGAAAAAUCACAUAUACUCUUGCUCCUGGGGUCCCCCCGACAACGGCCAAGCCAUGGAAGAACCCGGCAUCAUCAUUCGGAGGGCGAUGGUCAACGGAAUCCAGAAAGGGAGAGGUGGACUUGGAAGUAUUUUCGUGUUCGCCAUUGGUAAUGGGGCUGCGAAUGACGACAACUGCAACUUUGAUGGUUAUACCAAUAGCAUCUACUCCGUCUCGGUGGGCGGAAUCGACCGCAAGGGCAAGCAUCCAUAUUACAGCGAGAAGUGUUCUGCGCAACUGGUUGUGACCUACUCCUCCGGAUCUGGAGAUGCGAUCCAUACCACCGACGUCGGCGCAAAUACCUGCUAUAUCAACCAUGGAGGUACAUCGGCAGCCGGACCUCUUGUUGCUGGUAUUUAUUCGCUCAUGCUGGAGGUCAAUUCGAAUUUGACUUGGAGAGAUAUUCAGUGGCUUACCGUCAUCACUGCCGUAAAGCUAACCGAGCCUGCGGAGUAUCAGAUGAAUACGGCCAUGGGCAAAGAGUUCAGUCACCAAUUUGGCUAUGGCAAGGCAGACGCUUGGGCUCUUGUCGAGGCGGCCAAGACAUGGAAGAACGUGAAGCCGCAGGCAUGGUUCUUCAGUCCCUGGCUUCAUGUCAAACAUGCCAUCCCUCAAGGCGAGACCGGAAUUGCUUCAAGCUUUGACGUCACUGAACAGAUGCUCAAAGACGCGAACGUGGCGCGAGUCGAGCAUGUGACCGUGACCAUGAACGUCGAACACACCCGCCGCGGUGAUCUAUCCGUCGAUCUUCAGAGCCCGUCUGGCAUGGUCAGUCACAUCGCUACUGCCAGACGCAACGACAACGCGAACGCAGGCUACGUCGAUUGGACCUUCAUGAGCGUUGCGCAUUGGGGAGAGACUGGCAUCGGUAAAUGGACUGUCAUUGUGAAGGACACGAAUGUCAACGAGCACACUGGUGUCUUCACAGAUUGGCAUUUCAAGAUCUGGGGAGAAUCGAUUGACGGAGACAAGCAACAACUCCUGCCAAUCCCGACAGAGCAUGAUGAUGACGAUCACGACAUGAUCCAGACCGUUACAACAACCGCUCACACUACUAGUCUCGCUACGCCUACAGGUGAAGGCAACCCCGAGCCCACCCACACCGACCUCCCAACUCGCCCAGUCAGGCCUUCCAAGGUUCCAGCUCCUACCAGCGCCGUGCCAACUGGAACACCAACCGAGGAUGAAAAAGUCAACGAGCCGUCGGCGACUUCGACAUCCGGAUUCGGAAACUUCCUCCCACACCCCUUCCCAACAUUUGGCGUCAGCAAACGCACACAGGUCUGGAUAUACGGCGCAAUCGCCAUUAUUGGGCUCUUCCUGGUCGGGUUGGGGGUAUGGGCAUGGUACAUGCGCCGCAAGAAGCGAUGGAUGAACCGCGACGACUACGGGUUCGAGAUGGUCGAUCAUGACGACGAUAACGAUGAAUCUGCUCCUUUGGCUAAUGGGAACGGGUAUGCCAACGGUGGAGCAGGACGGAGAAAGAAGAGGGCCGGGGAGCUCUAUGAUGCGUUUGCAGAAGGAUCCGAGGACGAAGCCGAGAUGUUCGACCUUGGCAGUGACGAAGAGGAUGAUGAAGUAGAAGUAGCGAGCGAUGACGGGGCCGCGAAGAGAGCAGAGAGAUACAGGGACGAUGAACCUACCAGGGAGGGCACGGAUGUGAAUUAG